UGCUCUGCCCCGUUCUCUCUUACCUAUUAUAAAUCAGGAUAAUCCCAGGCAUUUUGAGAAUUCAAUAAGUAUAAUUUCUUUGAUGACCUUCCAAAGGCAACGAAAAACACGUCCGUUCGUGGGAGCGAGAAUGUCCUAG
Messenger RNA from Acaulospora morrowiae, 139 nucleotides. NCBI's taxonomy places the organism in Eukaryota, Fungi, Glomeromycota, Glomeromycetes, Diversisporales, Acaulosporaceae. The record is from the annotation of a GenBank genome assembly.